CAAGAGCCCACGAUUUGGGGUUAAGUGACUGACACUCAAGGUUACCGUUGAGGGAAUCAGCAGAACCAGAAGCAAGAAUCUCUUCCAAUUCGGCCUCCACUGAGUCUGCGCCUCUUUCGUUGUGGUCAGAUUGGCCUUGGACCAACGUCAUUUCCACCAACCUUUUGGGUCCUGUACAAUUGAUCCACGCGUUCCUACCGGGCAUGAUGGCUCGAAACCGCGGGACAAUUAUUUCUCUCGGUUCUCGCAACGCCGGGCACUCGGUGUUCUAUAUGACGGCAUACAGUGCGUCCAAGGCAGCGUUGACGCGAUUCCAUCAUGAUUUGGAUCUGGAACUGAGGGACAGGAACGAUCUCCGAAGGAGUGAGGUUCGCAGUAAUGUACUAGGGAGGGGUGGGUUUCACAGUGACGAUGAAGUUCACAACAGUGAUGAAGAAGUCCGCACUGGCAACAGCCACGGCAAGAUCGGCAAUUCUGUUCGUGGUGUUGUUAAUGGUAUCGCCACAUUCGUAGUCCAUCCAGGCGACGUCCCCACCACCAUUGCCCAUGUCCCCGGAGCGAUCAACAUGACCGCCGUGCGCGAGGUAGCUGGAAUGAGAGACAUGUUGAAUUCGACCAAGGGGUGCGCCACAGAGACACCAGAGUUGGUCGCAUGGACAAUUGUCAAGUUGAUCACAGACCGAAGAGCCAGAUCAGUCUUGUCGGGGAAGUAUGUUGAUGCCGUGCAAGAUCUGGAGGUUGUGCUGCAGAGGGCGGAAAGAGGCGAGCUGGAAAGGAGGCGGUUGUAUGUGUUGAAGAUUGAUGAGUUGUGAUAAAAAGGAAAAAGGGAGGGAAAUUAGGCAAGGUUCAUUUAUUCAUUUACUUUGGCUGGCUCUACCACAGAUGCAAGCAAAGGGUGUUCAGCCUCGUACCUAAGGUUUCCAUUCACAGUAAAAAUGCACCAAUCUCCCCAUCAUACGACUAGAUUGAUAGACACACUAUCCUGGGAAUAUGAAAUCCACCUCCACUCAUUAAUAUCGAGCAACAAUAACACUCGUGGA
This is a messenger RNA of Exophiala dermatitidis NIH/UT8656, 1040 nucleotides long. RefSeq lists its product as uncharacterized. Bases 204 to 812 code for a protein of 202 amino acids. Lineage: Eukaryota; Fungi; Ascomycota; Eurotiomycetes; Chaetothyriales; Herpotrichiellaceae. The record is from RefSeq and is a predicted model, not a curated record. The transcript has a single exon.